Venustampulla echinocandica is the source of this 2421-nucleotide messenger RNA. RefSeq lists its product as uncharacterized. The record is from RefSeq and is a predicted model, not a curated record. Bases 1 to 2421 code for a protein of 806 amino acids. NCBI's taxonomy places the organism in Eukaryota, Fungi, Ascomycota, Leotiomycetes, Helotiales, Pleuroascaceae. Gene Ontology annotation, molecular function: ATP binding; nucleic acid binding. Gene Ontology annotation, cellular component: nucleus. The transcript has a single exon.
AUGUCGUCGCAGAUAUACUCUCGUUACAUACCUCCAGCAAAGCAACCAAAGGCCCCCGCGACAAUACCAGACAUAGUGCAAAAGCCGAUACCAGAACCCCCGGUCAAUGCGAAGCUCCAGCCUCUCCCAACUCGAAAUGAUGCUUCCGCAACCUAUGCACGAUAUGUGCCGCCUUCAAAAUUCAAAUCCCCAGCUGUUUCUAUGAGGCCCGUUGCGCCGAUUAUAGAACCCUCUCCAUCUCCCUCGGGGUCAAAAAGGAGUGGGGAAGGGCUGGGAGAUGCUACAGAUCAACCAAGGUCGAAGAGACCAAAGAAGGCGAAGAAUGGAGAUGCAGCACCCAAAUUUGACUCGGGGCCUACCGCAACUAGUGAUGAUGUAGAUUUGAUGGGAAGGCUGGCAAGACCAAAUAAACAAAGCGAAGAAGCUAGGCAGUGUCGAAACGUUGCCCCCGGCGGUGAUCAACAUAUACCAAUUCCAGAGGAGGCGGAGGCGGAGGAUGCGAGGCAUAAUAAAUUGAUGCGAAAACGCGAGAAGUCUCUGAAAAAAGCUGAAAGAAUGGCAAAGAAUGCGGCUGCAGAGCCUGCGCCCGAAUCAUUGGAGGACAUACUACAAGAUGAAGGGCCAUUACAAGAUCUGGUACCUCUACCUCAGCCCGACCCUAUUCCCGAACCUCCAACAUUGAAUAUCCCGUCGUCCUUGCCUACCUGGCUGGCGUCACCGAUACGAGUCCUGCCCACUGCAACAGCACAAUUCUCGGAUCUGGGUGUUCCGCAAGAUGCUACCGAUAUGCUCGUGUCGAAAGGAUUCCACGAGGCCUUUGCUGUGCAGGCCGCAACCCUACCACUUCUUCUGCCUGGACAAGCCCAGAAGCCAGGCGACGUUCUUAUUUCAGCCGCGACUGGUUCAGGGAAGACUCUAGCCUAUGUCUUGCCUAUGGUUGAGGAGCUCAGUAGAAACGCCAUCGCGAAGCUCCGAGCCCUAAUUAUCGUGCCCACUCGGGAACUUGUGAUUCAAGCUCGAGAUGUGUCGGAAUUAUGUGCUUCUGCAUUUGCUACUGGCUCGAGGAGGCGUGUGAAAAUCGGAACCGCUCUAGGAAAUGCAAAUUUCAAGACGGAGCAGGCUUCGCUGAUCGAGCAAAAUCUCGCCUUUGAUCCGCAAACAUACCGAACGGAGCUGGCCCGCCUCAACUCGAAAUGGGAGGGCUCGGAUCAAGAUAGCGAUGAGGACGAUGAAAUGAGUUUUAUUGAUGCGGUGCCAGGUUCAAGAUUACCGGACCAUGUUUCGCGCCCAAGCCCAAAGGUUGACAUACUUAUUUGUACGCCGGGUAGGCUUGUUGAACAUCUAAAAUCUACACCAGGCUUCUCUCUGCAGCAUGUGAACUGGCUUGUAGUAGACGAAGCAGAUAAACUCCUCGAUCAAAGUUUCCAGCGAUGGCUGGAUGUUGUGAUGCUAGCGCUGCCAGCAGAAAGCCACAUUGCUCAACACAGAUCAAAUCACGUUAGAAAGAUCAUUCUCAGCGCCACAUUGACCAAGGAUAUUGGUCAAUUGAGCGCAUUGAAACUCUACAGACCAAUCCUGAUUGUCCUGGAGGGCUCGUCAUCUGAGGAGAUCUCUAAACGUGAACAGGAUUCACACGCCCACGUUCUCCCGUCGCUGUUAGUUGAGGCUGCAAUCAAAGUUGAUGAAGAGCCUAUAAAACCUUUGUAUCUUUUAGAGUUACUAAGGCGGGAAAAUCUAUUGACCGACACCGCUAGUCCGAAAUUAUCCCAUGGAGACUUUUCUUCGGAUUCUUCGUCGGAUUCUUCGUCGGGUUCUAAUACAUCCGAUGAUAUGACGGACGACGAAUCAGUGACAUCCCGGGACUCCUUGGAAGCCGUCCCAAAACAGGCUGCUCCAUCAACCUCCUCGCGAGGCGUCCUAGUCUUCACGAAGUCAAAUGAAACAGCGGUCCGCCUUGGUCGCCUUAUUGCUCUCCUCGAACCAAAUUCCCCUCCUACCAUCGCAACUCUCACAUCUACAACACGAAGUUCGACAAGACGAGCUGCCUUGAAGGCAUUCGGAUCUAAAAAGCUCUCAAUCCUCAUCGCAUCGGACCUUGUAUCACGUGGUCUUGAUCUUCCUGACCUAGCCCAUGUUGUGAAUUAUGAUGUUCCGACGAGCGUUGCCAGCUAUGUGCACCGUGUGGGCAGGACUGCUCGAGCAGGGAAACCUGGCCAUGCGUGGACUUUAUUCACGGCUGCUGAGGCAUGGUGGUUUUGGAAUGAGAUUGCUAGAUCGUCAGCUGUUGAACGGGCGCCGUCGUCGAAAGUUUUGCGAGUAAACAUUAAUGCUUCGCAGUUUAAUGAGGAACAGAGGGCCAACUAUGAGGCGACUUUGGAGGCGCUAAAGCUCGAAGCUAUACAGACGUCAAGUUCUAGAUAA